GGUGGCGCGAUAUAUGUUUUGAAGGGGGCGUUUCACGUGCCGAAACAGGAGCUGCGACAGCACCCGUUUCUGCGCUGCCGUGUCUAGUCCAGAUGCAGUAGCUCCGCGAGAAAAAGGCUCUGUGGAUUGUACAGUGUUUACACCGGUUGGCCUUGCCUGAACAAUGCAAUUCGAGGUCGUUUCACACGAGGCUCAAAAUCCGGCAUUGAGGGACGAUAUCUCUCGUGAGAUUGUGUAUUUUCUAUAUAUGUUCGAUCGGGGGUAGAUGAGUUGGCCUGUGCGAAGAGCCGCAAACAUAUAUGCUCUCGACAACAAUUGCUCAAAUCAUGUUUAUGCCUGAAUCAGGCUCCGCCAGUAGUUGCCCUUUAACCGUUUCGACGGUGCCGGCACCCGGUAUGCGAAGUCGAAAUCUUUCGAAACUUGCUUGGCUCUAUCGUCGUCAUUGUACAGUGGAUGGAUUGGGUAACCCGACGAGACCCAAUGCUUCUAAUGGUAAGGUAUGUUCAUUUAAGUAGGACAGCAGCGUACGUCGCACGUUGUAUUAAUGGCAGAUGAUUACCUGCACGUUGCUGCUGUACUUCAGUCGGCAUCCCUCGACGACAGUAUGCAUCUUUGAUCGCACGACAUAACGACAGCGACAUAUACCAGACGUAGUCAUAUGCGGCGCCGUGCAACGGGAACUGCAGACAAAAACUUGGAGUAAUUGGCCGUUCGUCAUCGAGGAUAGAAUAGACUUCGGCACUUGAGAGGACUUGUAAUCAGAUAUGGUGAACCGAUUCCGAUUGCAGACAUUAUCCAGGGAAACGAUCAGCGAUAAUGCAAGUCAUCAACGGCCAUACGUACUGCUGUAAUCAUAGCAGCAGUAAGGACGCGUAUGCAGAUGAGCGACGUGUCUCUCCUUGCAUUCAUUUAUUCCGUUGGUUUUUAU
Aaosphaeria arxii CBS 175.79 is the source of this 928-nucleotide messenger RNA. RefSeq lists its product as uncharacterized. The record is from RefSeq and is a predicted model, not a curated record. Lineage: Eukaryota; Fungi; Ascomycota; Dothideomycetes; Pleosporales. The transcript has a single exon. The coding region runs from base 300 to 515 and encodes 71 amino acids.